Molecule: messenger RNA, 351 nt
Organism: Gloeophyllum trabeum ATCC 11539
Lineage: Eukaryota; Fungi; Basidiomycota; Agaricomycetes; Gloeophyllales; Gloeophyllaceae
Exons: 1
Source: RefSeq, a predicted model, not a curated record
AUUGUCCCCUUCGGGGUGACAUACGAAAAAAUUGGAACGAUACAGAGAAGAUUAGCAUGGCCCCUGCACAAGGAUGACACGCUUACCCAGAGUGGCAGCUCUACGGAGCUCAAUAUUUAUGCUGUUUUUCCCUAUGAGUUGUCUUGCCUCGAUACUUCUCAUUUUACCGCCGUGGAACCUAGUUUCCGACUGAGCUAUCUCUUGAUAUUUCCAUUUCCCAGUGUUCCACUCCAAGUUGAGAUGAUGCCGCAAAACCCGCAAUCUGGUGUUCACCCUACGAGGUGCACCGAACUUAGUAUAAUUGCUAGCCAUGAUGAGAGCAAUGUACAUGACACUGCAUCCGAGAGGUAG